CAAGCCUGACUACUCGGAGACAGCCGGCGUAUUCGGUCCAGAAAGAAAAGUCGUCGCCGGCUUCCGACGACUCGACACUGUCCAAACUCGAGAUAGCACUCGUCGGACUGAGCCGGCUGGGCCGAUGGCGGGGCCGGACGCGCUCUGGGAGGCCCUCUGGGCACUCCUGCCCCGCACGAAAGAGGAGCUGAAGCUGGAGCUGGGAGAGAAGGUGGAGGGCAGCGUGGUGAUGCUGCUGCAGGAAGCCGCCGAGCUCUUCUACGGGGACAAGAGGCAAGAGUGUCUGCAGACCUGCGAGGCGCUGCUCGACUACUCCUGGGAGAAGCUCAACACGGGGCCCUGGCAGCACGUGGACAAGGACUGGCGGCGGGUGUUCUCCUUCAGCUGCCUCCUGAAAGCCGUGUGUCUGUGCGCGCCGCCUGGGGACGCUGCCUCCGUGGCCGCCGCCCUGAAAGCCUGCGACAUGGGCCUGCUGAUGGGGGCGGCCAUCCUCGGGGACAUCCUCCUUAAAGUCACUGCCGUCCUCCAGAAGCACCUGCCCUCUGGAAAAAGGCCCGCCCCCGACCCGAGCCAGGAGCCGCUCGGCAUAAAGAAAGCAAGGAAUGACCACGUUCCGAUUCCAGAUGUGACGUCAGAAAGAACAGUGCCCCGGCUUCACUGUCCAUCCCUCCAGUAUUUCAGGGAGCAUUUUUUGGAUCCAGGGAGGCCUGUGAUCUUGGAAGGUGUGGCCGACCACUGGCCGUGCAUGAGGAAGUGGAGUCUGGAGUACAUCCAAGAAAUCGCUGGCUGCCGCACCGUCCCAGUGGAGGUCGGUUCCAGGUACACGGACGAGGAGUGGUCCCAGACGCUCAUGACUGUCGAUGAGUUCAUCAGCAAGUACGUCAGGAAUGAGCCGAAGGACAUCGGGUACCUUGCUCAGCACCAGCUCUUUGACCAGAUCCCGGAGCUGAAGCAGGACAUCAGCAUCCCCGAUUACUGCUGCCUGGGGUCCGGGGAGGAAGAGGAGAUCACCAUCAAUGCCUGGUUCGGUCCCCAAGGCACCAUCUCCCCACUUCACCAGGAUCCCCAGCAGAACUUCCUAGCCCAGGUGAUGGGCAGGAAAUACAUCCGGCUGUACUCCCCGCAGGAGUCAGAGGCCCUGUAUCCUCAUGACACGCACCUUCUUCACAACACGAGCCAGGUUGACGUGGAGAAUCCCGAUGUGGAGAAGUUCCCCAGGUUUGCCGAGGCCCCAUUCCUGUCCUGCAUCCUGUCUCCGGGAGAGAUCCUCUUCAUCCCGGUGAAGUACUGGCAUUACGUGCGGGCUCUGGACUUGAGCUUCUCGGUCAGCUUCUGGUGGUCGUAGCCCGAGAGGAGGGUGCCCGGCAAGCAGACGUGCUCGUGGUCACACAUCCUCCGCCCUGAGCCCGUCCGGGCCCACGACCCGCACAGAAGCUCCUGGGCUCUGAGGUUGGCUGCCUGGAUUCAAGCCUGGCCCUGUCGCUUAACUGCUGUGUGAUUUGGGGCAAGAAACUCCACUGUGUGUGUCUCCAUCUGGAGACUAGGACCACGCUAGUCCUUACCACAGAGGGCUCUAGGGAUGUGGUGUAGGCAGAGCUGCGCUACAGACCUCAGCUGCCGUCACCAGUCUUCAUGAUUAUCACUGUUGUAAAUACUGGCCUGUCAGGACAGCCAAGGCCCGCAGGCUCUGGAGCAGGGUGGCCAGGGCCUGGUCACGGGGGUGGGUUCUUACCGGCUUGCUCAGCUCAGGCCUCUGCUGGGCAGUGGGGAGCCUGGGGCAGUUUCUGUCUUGGUUACUGAAGUGUAACCUGCCUUCAGAGAAGCACACAGACCUGCUAGCUUGGCGAAUUUCCCACUCCACACCCUCCCAGCAACCAGGAACCACCUGGCAGGCCCCCUCCUGCCCCUUGCUGUUUCCAUCGGCCAGGGGUCACUCCUCUCUGAAAGAGGGUUUUAGGCCAGGAGAGAGACCCAGGCUUCAGACUUUUCAUAAACACGUUUGUUUUGUUUGUAUAAAACAUGGGUGGUUCUGUUUGAAUUUUGACCAGGUAAGGAUGCUGGGGGCAGGGGUGUCACAGACCUGCAGGAACAGCUGCCGAGGAGGCCCAGGGCCAUGCCUCUACCCACCAGUCUUCUCUCCCGCCGUGGCCACCUCAUGUCUGCUGGUCUGACCUUGGCUUCAGUCUCUUCCCUCUUGUAGGUAGGCUUCUCCCCGGGGGGAGAAGAUGGCCCCAGCAGGUCAACUCCAGAUCCCAGCACCUCGACCCACAGCUCAGAAACCUCAGGGAAGGUUCUGACCAUUGGGCCUGGGACCUUCGCCCAUUCUGGGGCAAUGCCGUGGGGCAGGGAGUGGCUGCUCUGAUUGGCGGGGCCUGGCUCACAGGCCCCCCACUGAGUUACUGUGAGAAGGGGGGUGGGAAGCACUGAUGGGCAGCUGAAACUAGUUACUAAUAUCCUCUGUAACCAGGCCAAGGAAUUUUUUUUUUUUUUUUUUUUUGUGGUAUGCGGGCCUCCCUCUGCUGUGGCCUCUCCCGUUGCGGAGCACAGGCUCUGGACGCGCAGGCUCAGCGGCCAUGGCUCACGGGCCCAGCCGCUCCGCGGCAUGCGGGAUCCUCCCAGACCGGGGCGCGAACCCGGUUCCCCUGCAUCGGCAGGCGGACGUGCAACCACCGUGCCACCAGGGAAGCCCCGGGCCAAGGAAUUUGAACCUUAUCAUGUAGGUCUUGGGGCUUCAGCGUUUUGAGCAGAGAGAUCACCAGAACAUGUUUGAUUCUUGGCAGGGAAGAGGAGGGGCUGAGGGUCAAAGCUGCAGGGAGGCUGUGGGUCUGAUGCCGUGGGUGAGCCUGGGCCAGGGCUGGGCGUGGAGGCCGGGCGAAUAUGAGAGCUGUUUAGAAAGGAAUCGAGGGCUCUGUGAGCAAUUGCUUGUGAGGUCGUUUAUUCCCCUACCCAGCAGUAUUGAUAGUUAUUUACCUCAUUUUUCAUAUGAAGAAUUUAUAGCAAAUAUCAACGCCGCUGAAGGCAGUCAGGCAUAAAAUAGGGAUGCCACCAUGCCCACAGGCUCGCCAUCAGUGAGGAGACGGGCUGCAGAUGAGCCAUAACUCCAGGGCUGCCUGCAUAACCCCCACUCCUUCCCCGGCUCCAGCUCCCACGGUGGCCCAGCCUUUAGGAUCCCAUCCAUCCCAGCUGGCAGGUCCCGCUUCUGCUGAGCCGCUGAUGAUGAAAAGCAGUUCACCUGUAAUGUCGUGGUUCUCAAGUUAGGGACUAGAGGAAGCGUUCAUUAAAACAUAUUGAGGCCUGGCCGCCUCGAGCAAGUGUCCCUUGUCAGAUGGCAAGAUGAAAUCUUCAUCUGCUCUCCCGGCAAGGCUCCCGUGUUGCUAAUAUCCCGGCUGGAGGGCUGGCUUCAGCUCUGAGGGGUGUGGACUGAAGGCGGCUUAGAAGAAAGGUGUCAACCAGCUGCUCGCAGGGCCAAGGGGAGCUACGGGCACCCACCCACCGGAGCUGCAGAGAGGCCUGCUCAACACCCGAGUCCUGUGCCAGGCAGGGUGCGGCAUCGAGCAGGAUGGGGGCCCUGCCCUCCUUGUGUUUCAUGCUCUUGGGGGGGGGUCCGGAGUCCGGAGAGGAGACGGACAAUAAAAUAAGUAGUGCGGGUAGUGCCAAGUGCCGUGAAGGCAAGAGAACAGGGUGACGGUGGAAUGUGGCAACGGGAGGGGUUGGCGACGUGACUUUCAUAGCUGACGUCUGAGUAGAAGCCUGAAGGACCUGGAAUCCAGAACUGACACUGAGACGUUAGGAAGGUGCUCCCAGCAGCAGGUGCAGCAGCCCCGAGGCAGGAAAGCCUUGGCCUUGGGAGAGAGGAAGGGGCCGGUGCAGCACCAGC
Messenger RNA from Physeter macrocephalus (sperm whale), 3877 nucleotides. It is a transcript of the gene KDM8, whose product is annotated as lysine demethylase 8. NCBI's taxonomy places the organism in Eukaryota, Metazoa, Chordata, Mammalia, Artiodactyla, Physeteridae. Gene Ontology annotation, molecular function: histone H3K36 demethylase activity. Gene Ontology annotation, cellular component: nucleus. Bases 125 to 1345 code for a protein of 406 amino acids. The transcript is spliced from 8 exons. The record is from RefSeq and is a predicted model, not a curated record.